Alligator mississippiensis (American alligator) is the source of this 4540-nucleotide messenger RNA. It is a transcript of the gene GMFB, whose product is annotated as glia maturation factor beta. Gene Ontology annotation, molecular function: Arp2/3 complex binding; actin binding. NCBI's taxonomy places the organism in Eukaryota, Metazoa, Chordata, Crocodylia, Alligatoridae. The transcript has 7 exons. Gene Ontology annotation, cellular component: actin cortical patch. Gene Ontology annotation, biological process: actin filament debranching; negative regulation of Arp2/3 complex-mediated actin nucleation. The record is from RefSeq and is a predicted model, not a curated record. The coding region runs from base 169 to 597 and encodes 142 amino acids.
AUACACGUCCCGCGAGGGCCGCGUUUUGACCCCUCUCGCGCCCUGUAGCGGGGCGAUGCUCUGAUUGGCUGGGGAGGUGGCGGCGCAGGCGCAGUGGGGGCCGGCCGCCGUGAGGAGGGGUCGGUGGUCGGUGUCACAGCGCGAGGGCAGCGGCGCGGCCGGGGCACGAUGAGUGAAUCCCUCGUUGUUUGUGAUGUUGCUGAAGACCUGGUGGAGAAGUUGAGGAGAUUCCGGUUUCGCAGGGAAACCAACAAUGCUGCCAUUAUAAUGAAGAUUGACAAGGAUAAGCAGCUGGUGGUACUGGAUGAGGAGCAUGAGGGUAUUUCUCCUGAUGAACUAAAAGAUGAGCUACCUGAGCGACAACCUCGAUUCAUUGUGUAUAGCUACAAGUAUGAGCACGAGGAUGGAAGAGUUUCUUAUCCACUGUGUUUCAUCUUCUCCAGUCCUGUUGGGUGUAAGCCUGAGCAACAGAUGAUGUAUGCUGGAAGCAAGAAUAAACUUGUACAAACAGCUGAACUCACCAAGGUGUUUGAAAUAAGAAAUACAGAAGACCUAACUGAAGAAUGGCUGCGCGAGAAAUUGGGCUACUUCCACUAACAGAACCUCUGUAUUAAGUAUUUAUGUACCAUCCUGACAAUACUGGAACCAGACAUGAAUACUUAUGCCUAAAUGCACUGUAUUUACAACAGUUUCCUGCAGAACAUCUCUUGUGCAAAGUUUCUACAAGGAGGGGAAGGUUUGUCUCCUUGACUUAGCAAAACUUUGCAAAGUAUUUUCUUAUUUGUACCUUGAGGGAAUGCUUGUAUGCAGGGACUCUUUUGCACUCUCGUGAUUGAUAUCUAUUACUACUACCAUUCAGAAUUUGUAGCUAUUUACAGAUAUAACUCAGAAGCUGACACUAACUUUCUGAGCUGCAAAUACACCCUUUUGACAGAUAUUCUGUACUGUUUAUAUGUGAAAAUAGUACAUGACAACCUGUUUUGAUCUUAUGAAACUUUGACUUUAUGGCUUUUGAAUUUCCCAAACUAGUCUGUGGAAGUGUUUAAUACUAACUGAAUCUGAAUAUUUGUACUACAAAAAAAAGUAGCCUUUUUGUCCUAAUAACUUUUUUCAAGCUUUCAGGACUGACUCUGUAAUUCCAAUGACUAUCUCAGCUGCUUAUAAGUUAGUCUAACUAAAAUUCAGGGCAGAAUCAUGACUGACCAGGACUUAUAGAAAAUAGCCUAAUUUCGCCAAGACUAUAUAAACUCAAGGGCUCAAUUACACUACUGGUUACAUCCAUUCCAUGUGUCUCUCAUAGGCGACUUUGUCCAUAAAUUUACCUCUUAAUUCGCAUCCUUUUGUCAUACGAACACCUGUUAAUAGUGUGUGCCUUUACUUCGUUAGCUUGAAACUAACAAUUUUACACUGCCACUUACUCCAAAUUUGAAGACUGACUUUUGUUAAGGGGUCCAAGUAACAUGUUUCCUAGUGCCUCAUGGUGCGACUGACAUGUAAAAAAAUGAAACAAACCUUUGAAAUGUUCCUGUUCCCCUCCUCGUCCCUCAAAGAAAAAAAUUCCAAUUGACUGCCACCUCUAGCAAAGGCCUGGGAGUCCAGUGGUUCAGUUAUUUUUCAUUAUUUUUGUGAGUCAUUUGACUUCAAAAUGGUCUUAUUUUUGUGAGAGACUUUGGCCAUUUGUAACUACUGUGUUUUUUUUUGUUUUUUUUUUUUUUAAUGAAAGACAGUUUCCUGACUCUUAAUUGUUUGUCGAUCAACAUUACAUUCCAGCCUGAAUAACUCGAAUCAUUCUUCACUUAGUUAUGGUUCAUCUCCUUGGCAAAACAGCAAAAGAGUCUAAUAUAUAAAUUGUAUUUAACUUUUUAUAAUUGACAUCUUUUUAAGAGUCUUUUAUAUAUUAUAUAAAAAAGUAGAAUAGUUUGAACUGGGAUAUUCUGUUUGACCCAUGUAGUGGCAAAAAGGUAUUCGUGUAACCAUGUCUCACUUACAGCUUAUAUGGGUGUGUUUGUGCUUCUGAAUAAGUGUCUUCUGAAGUGCAGCUUCCAGUUGGGGAUAGCUGUUAUUUAAAGUACAGCUGCCCUAAUAAUCUGUGUCUAAUGAGGAGAAUCAGGACUCAAACUAGGAGGCCAGUAUUUCAUGCUGUGAAACCUUUGUGGAAGGAAUGCAUGUUUACUUGCAAAUACAACAUAGCAGUGUUUUUCAAGAAAUCUGCACAUAGCUCGUACACUUGUCUUCAGUGGCAGUAACUGUUUACUUCAACUUUUAUUGCUCCUUCAUAUAUUCACAAUAUGGAUUUGGGCUUUUUUCCUCCAAAACUAUUGUGUUUCUUAGAAGAUCUUGUAACUGGAGGAAGUGAGGGUGGGGUCUACAUGGCAGGUCUCUGCACAGCAGUAUAUCCUGAAUGCGGUUGACACUGAAAACAGUGUAGCUGUAUUAGUCUGGGCCCAGUGCCCAGAUUAAGGUAUCCAUAUGGUUUUCAGUUCCCAAGCUAUUUCUGGCAUCUGCAUAGCACUGCAUCAUGGCCUGUAGACAUGCCCUAAGAUUCCUGUUUUACCGUAUUGAACUGGAACAACCCAUUUUCUCAUUCUUGGACAGAGAACUUACUGACUAUAUAUUUUUUUAAAAAUUAAAAAUGUGAUUUUUCUUGCGUGCUAUGGGCCAGUAGAAUCGGCUCCUGUUGACAGACAUAUAGAUAAGACUUCUGAAAAUUAUGUCAAUAAAAGGGACCUCUUUGGGAAGAGUUUCUCUUUCACUGAAAUUAAUAUACCAAUUAAUUCAAGUGGUGAUGAGAAAUUAAUAUGGGAUGCUGCCAGUCUUCUGCACCGUUGCCCCCUGCCUGUAUCCCUGAACCACAAGCUUCUCCCUCAGUCUUCCCAGUCUUUCCUUCACUGUUCCACUAUGCCUCAUUCAGCUUUCUGGCCCUCCUGCUGGCUCAUCUUCUACCGUCUUCCACCUCAACCUCACCCCAGGAUCUUUUGCCCCUUUGCUUACCCUUGUACGCAUCCCCGAAUCAUGUGGGACUUUGUGAUCUGAAGAUGCUUGUGAUGUAUAGGAUGCAUGAAUCCCUAGAAGCACUGGUGGCUCUAGGGGCACUGAUGGCUCUAGGGGUGCUUCCUUGGUUUCUUUUCUUCACUCUCCAGUGAAAGAAGAGAAGCAACUGCAGUAGUUAGAGGCGCUCUAAACCAGUGGCUUUCUGCACUGUACAGGUUUUGUACACUAUUAACGCAUACUUCUGCUGGCUGUCGAAUGAUAAAGGCUACAAGGACAGUGUUCAGGACUGUCAUAACAACUCAGUGCAGGCAUUGCUAACCUCGAUGCAGUCCACACAACAGGUGUGACUUGUAAUGCUGCCAUGUUGUUAACUGCCUAAUCCUGUCUUUAGAACUGCUUUUUCUUUACAGCAAUUACAGCAAUCCCUUAAGAUCAUAAGGCGGUAAACCUUUCCCUGUAGUCGGAAAGCCAGUAAGUUCUGACUUUGCGUAUUAUAUCAGAUGGGCAAAUUUAACUACUAAUGAUGACUCUUGUCUGACCAAAAAACACGUUUACACCUAAAGAGUAUUCAGACGCUGAAGACAGAACAGUAUUUAAAUCAUCACAGGUGGAGGAGCCAUUGUAGUUCUAGGUUUCACUCAGUCAGCUUUUUCUGUUAUGGGCUUCUGUUACUGAGAAGUGAAUACCUGCCUUGGCAACAGCCCCUGACCAGAAACUUGACUGAAAGCUCUCCAGAACGGGGAGCCCCUUUUGCAACAUUAAAUUUGGCUGUUUUAUAUGUAAGGCAAGUGGGUGAGGGAUACCCGGUUGCAAUCCCAUUAAUCAAAAAAUGGCCAAAUUGAUUUAGCAUGAGAGUUUGCAUGUUGUUAGUUCAUAAAAUGGACUGAUGCUGUUGGAUUUUUGAAUAAAAAUGUUUAAAUGCUGAUAUUUGGUGGUUUACUAGUAAUUCCAGUACUGUGUAUGCCUCCCUUGAUAAACUAAAAUGGCAAUAAGGGUGGGAUUUACACCUUUCCGUGUAUCGCGCAAAGGAGUGUCUUGCACAUUCCCACUGAAAUCCUAUUUUUAUAUCUUAAAACUAACCAGCUUUAGUCCCAAAAAUCAUCCUAAAAUAAUGUUAAGGGUCUGAGUCAAAUGUGCAAGAGUAAAGUAAUUGCCUUCAAUCUUCACUCCACAAUUUCUGUGCACACUGAAAUGUGUGUUGAAACAUCCCGCUCGAGCUACUGCAGAAACAAGGUGUAAUGAGAGACGAGUGGAAAUUUUCAGCUGCUUUGGCCCGUUGCAACAAAAGAGAGGCUGCUGUGUGCUGCUUAAGCACAUGCCAAGAUAAGUUCCCAAUGCUGCAGAUAGAGGAGGGUAUCAAGGAGGCUUGAAAUACUGAUGGUCAAUGUUGUUAAUUUAGCAAUUCCAUGUAACUGUUAAUGUCCAUAACUGGUACAGUUUCCAUGCACUACUUAGUCUCUGCUAGUUCAUACUGCAUGUUUAUUUUUAAACCAAACCUUUUGCUAAGCAUGGUGCUUGUAUUGGUUUAAAUAAAAUGUUAAUACAUAAA